UAUAGUCCCAUUUACUUCAGACUGACCUGUGACUUGCCAACUACAGCCAGCUCUUAAAUGAUAACUUUGUUAAUAUAAUAAAUACUCCUAUCACAUGUCUGUGUAUGUGUGCCUACAUGGGGCACCGGUGAAUUGGCACACAUGUCGGACCCCGGGGAGGAGUGGCAGGUGGCCCGGCGACGAAAAGGAGCAGCGCGGAAAUCAAAAUCUCCUCAGGUGGCUUUGAGCUCAGCAUGCUGCCAGGAGCAGCUGGACAUCCAGAGGACAGUCAAACGCAUCAGAGACACGGUGUCUGAGUUGAGGUGUGAGGAGUUUUGGCAGCAGUGGAAAGAUCAGCUGCUGGCAGCAGGAAUAGCGUCCCUCUCAAAACCUCCAGAGAACAAAAACACUGAGGACCCCACCGACCAGCUGGAGAGCAGCAGAGAUGGCAGACUGUGUCAGCAGCUGGAGUGUGUGUGUUACGGCCUUGGCUCUUUUUCCUCCUGUGUCUCCGCCCGCUACCAGCUCGCCAUGCUGCUGCUGCUACUGGAGGCAGGACAGAUUACACUGAAGGACUGCUCUGUUUACGACCCGGUGUUCUCCUCUGGAGAGAGAGAUGUCCUGAGAGAGCUAGGUCUGACUGUGCUAACAGAAAAUGAGGAGGGGAAGCGUCUGGUGAACAAACCCACACUCUUUUACUUGAUGCAUUGUGGGAAAGCCCUGUACAACAACCUCCUGUGGAGGAACUGGAGCACACAAUGUCUUCCUCUGAUGAUAAUCAUUGGAAACAGCUUCUGUGGCAUGAUGGACAGGACAAUUGAGAGAGAGUUCAAGCGGGACUACCGCUACAUUACUCAAGCUGUGUCUGUGUGUGCGGAGAGACAGCUGCCUUGUCCGUCCCGUCUGAUUGACGUCUUCGGUGACACGGCAGUCAUCACCUUUCCAACCAGCAGCCUUGACAGCCUCUCACAAUCCACCUGGGCAGAGCCGCCUGAACCUGAGUACCAACACUGCUCUGAUUUGGAGAUUAUUCAGAGGGAAAAACAGAGCUGAGGCAGAAGACAAAUGGACAGCACUGUAUGUUUUUUAUAAGCCAUUUUUAAAGAAAUGAAUCCUUCCUAAAACUGAGGACUGAAUCUUGCAAUUGCACCAAACGACCUAUAACUCAAACAUUUUUAUUAAUGGACAUCCACACAAAUGUUUGACAGUUUUUCUCUUUCUUUGAUGGUCACAGGGUGGCAGUACAGGACUAUGUAUUCUGACUGAUCAAUUAUCUUCUUCGUUUAUCUGGGACAGGAGGAGCCAGUAUUGAUCCAUCAACUCACAGUAGGUUAUCUGCUCUUGAUAAGCAGUAUUUCAUAAGUUGAAAUAAGUUAACUUAAAAUGUAUAGUUACCCCUAUCAGAUCAAUUUCAGAACAAAUAAUCAAGUCAUGUUAAAGGUCCCAUGAUAUGUUUAUUCUGAGAUUCAUACUUUUAUUUUGGGCUUCUACUAGAACAUGUUAGCAUGCU
Messenger RNA from Plectropomus leopardus (leopard coralgrouper), 1489 nucleotides. NCBI's taxonomy places the organism in Eukaryota, Metazoa, Chordata, Actinopteri, Perciformes, Serranidae. The record is from RefSeq and is a predicted model, not a curated record.